AUGAAAGCUGAUUAUGAAGAGCACAAUGCUAUUCUGAUCGCUUGUUGCAUGAUGCAGAUCAAGGCCAAGUUUAAGACUGACAAAGGUCUGAACUUCAUUCAACAGUAUUACAUCAAUCAAGGACUGAAGAAGUUUGGUGAUGAUGGAAAGGAUACUGUGGAUAAGGAAUUGAGACAAAUGCUCCUGAGAGAUUGCUUCACUCCCAAAUUUGUGAAAGACAUGACAGCUUCUGAGCAAAAGAAAUCAGCAAUGAUGUUACAAGCAAUUUGA
This is a messenger RNA of Cylindrotheca closterium, 270 nucleotides long. Lineage: Eukaryota; Bacillariophyta; Bacillariophyceae; Bacillariales; Bacillariaceae. The record is from the annotation of a GenBank genome assembly.